AUGUUCGGCGUGUACACAUUGGACGAGCCCGCCGACGGGGUCGUCCGCGCGCCCAAGCUCAACUGCAAGAAGUCCCGCUUCGGCUGCACCCGCUGCAAGCUCCGGAGGGUCAAGUGUAACGAGCAACGUCCCAAGUGCCAGCACUGCAGGCGCCACGGCACGGCCUGUGUCUACAAGCACGAGCGGCCCCAGGCAGAGGCGGCGGGCCACAGCUCCAGCUCCAGCUCCACCCCGGUUUCUCAGCGCCGGAAGAAUGCGGCCAACGACCCGGACAGCCUGGCGAGCCGCUCGGCAGAGCCGGACCCUCCUGAGUCUCGCGAGCGGCGCCUGCUCGAGGCCGGCCUCAUGCGCCACUAUGUCGCCAAGACCGGCCCCGGCACGGCAAUCGACGACCUGAGCCGGCCCAUGUUUGCCGAAGCCAUCCCAGAGCAGUCUCUAUGCUGCGAUUCUCUUCUCUAUUCCAUGUACUCCAUCGCUGCGCUUCACCAGUCCUGCGCAGCGCCAGAUGCCACUGCCGCCGCCGUCUCGUCGGACGUGCACCGUCGAUACCUGGCCAUGGCCUUGCGCGAGCAUCAGGCGUCACUUCAAAACAUCACCGCGCAGAACGUUGACAAUCUCUGCAUGACGUCUAGCCUGCUGCGCGUCUGCGCUUACGCUAUGCUCCAGACGCGGGGCCGUGUGCCGUACUCGCCCCCUUCCGAGUGGCUGAUGAUCUGCGGCACCGUCAUGGCCCUCUACGAAAAGGCGUGGGACGUUGCCAAGGAGCGGCCCGACUCGAUAGCUUGGAAGUUCCUGAGAAGCCCCUACGCCAUGGCGGAUGAAGGGCACAGUGGCGAAGACAGGUCGACUGCAUUCGACAUAUUGCUCACGAGGCAGGCUGACGACUCGGACCCUUGGGACGCUGAGUCGCAAGACGCCUACCAGCAGGCGCUCUCGUUCCUCGGCAGCGUGCAGUGCGCCAUACAAGAUGGCGAGCCCGAGGGUCACAUAUGCAGACUCCUCGUCGUCUUCCCUAUGGUGAUCAAAAGGCGGCUUUUUGACCUGGUCAACGCGGAAGAGCCGAGGGCUCUGGCGCUACUGGCACACUACUUUGCUCUUCUCAGCGGCUAUGGCCACAUGUGGUGGAUCGGGCCCGGCCCGGCGCAAGAGGUCCUGGCCAUUGCCGAGGAGCUGUCCGCGCAAACCCGAUGGGCACCGGUACUGCAGCAGCCCAUUGAGCAGGUCAAAGCACACUCUAAGGCUUACGGGCGGGCGGCGUCUUCUCCUUCUGGCUGA
This is a messenger RNA of Purpureocillium takamizusanense, 1275 nucleotides long. RefSeq lists its product as uncharacterized. Lineage: Eukaryota; Fungi; Ascomycota; Sordariomycetes; Hypocreales; Ophiocordycipitaceae. Gene Ontology annotation, biological process: regulation of transcription by RNA polymerase II. The record is from RefSeq and is a predicted model, not a curated record. Bases 1 to 1275 code for a protein of 424 amino acids. Gene Ontology annotation, molecular function: DNA-binding transcription activator activity, RNA polymerase II-specific; zinc ion binding. The transcript is spliced from 2 exons.